AGAGAAGAAAAAAAAAAACCAAAUCGCGGAAGAGAUUGUCUCCAGUCCUUCUAGUUUGACAAGUUUUUUCUCCUAGUUGCUAAAGAGGAGACUGGAAGGAAAAAGAGGUGUAAAUACACGGUAAAGUCAGUGCCCUGUGUGCCGGAGUGUUUGAUGGUAAGAGAAAACAUGGAAGGAGCUAUCAAGACAGUUGUGACAGUCUUCUUGAAGUCAGCAAAAGGCAAGGAGAACCUUGGAGGAAAAGACUUCCAAAACCUAGUGAAGAACCAGCUGAAGAACAUACUGACGGAUACAGAUAGCUCUGAGGCUAUCAAAAACAUGCGCCAAGGCCUUGAUUCCAACCAAGAUGGAAAAGUCAGCUUCCAGGAGUACAUGACGCUGAUCGGAUUUUUGGCACAGUCAGUCAGUCAGCAGUCUUGCACCAAGGAGACCCAGGUUGCGAGUUCAGGCCCAGAAACACAGGCAGGAGCUCCUGUAGCCUCCAAGGCUGAGCCUGAGCCUGAGAUAGAAGCCAAGCCUGUGAAAGAGGAAGAGCCAGCCAAGGAGCAGGAUGAGGCAGUUGAAGUGGUGGAAUUGGUCGAGGAGGAAGAAAAUGUAGAAGAGGUGGUAGAAAUAGUGGAGCGCACAUAGGCUCUUGAGACAAUUGAAAACAUCUCAAGACGUUAUAUAUCCUUGUUUUUAUUUCAGUGUAUUUUUUAUUAUUUCACAGCUAACCAGAUUUGACCAACACUACGAUUUGUACCACUAGAUUAAGUAUAAACCACUUAAUAUUAUUUGGAAGUCUACGUUGACCUUUUGUCUAUGGUCUAACACAGUGCUUUUCAAACCGGUCCUCAGACAUCUCCAGGUCUCCACACCAUUUAGAUUUCGGCCUACACCAACUCACACAACACUAUGUGGAGCUUCUGAACUGUCAUGUGAGGACAGUUUUGACAAUCACUGGACUAAAUAGACAAAGCUAACAAAAUGUAUAUGUACAUGUAUUGUAUUUUAUCCAUUUAAAGAUUUACAUUAACACGACAUUACAACACGGAUCAUUAAUGUGUCUUAAAUGUGUUACACAGUACCUCUACCAAUAUGUUUACAAUGCUUGUUUAAUAACAUGACCCUGGUGUUCUGGGAUAACGGUACGCCCAUAAAUGACCCACUCACACAGUUUAGUUUUUAUGAAUAUCUUUAAAUUGUUUAGUCCUGGUACACUUUGCCUUGUUUAGCAUGUGUGCUAACAUCGUUUCACUGUUUAAGCUGACUAAAUUGAGCUGAAUUUUCAUACCACUGCCAUUUUAUAUGGACUCAUUUGCAUGACAAUAAACAAAAUUUUUUUGAGCAUUUA
Molecule: messenger RNA, 1333 nt
Organism: Tachysurus vachellii
Lineage: Eukaryota; Metazoa; Chordata; Actinopteri; Siluriformes; Bagridae
Gene: s100u
Product: S100 calcium binding protein U
Exons: 3
Coding region: 154-630 (158 amino acids)
Cellular component (GO): perinuclear region of cytoplasm
Molecular function (GO): calcium ion binding
Source: RefSeq, a predicted model, not a curated record